This is a messenger RNA of Nematolebias whitei (Rio pearlfish), 747 nucleotides long. Its product is annotated as ankyrin repeat and IBR domain-containing protein 1-like. The record is from RefSeq and is a predicted model, not a curated record. Bases 1 to 747 code for a protein of 248 amino acids. Lineage: Eukaryota; Metazoa; Chordata; Actinopteri; Cyprinodontiformes; Rivulidae. The transcript has 3 exons.
AUGUGUGAAGGGUUCUCAUCCCUUAAAGCUCAGAUGUCCUGUGGUCAUGCAGUGACCCCCAUGUCUCUCACCAACUGGUGUCUCAAGCUGCUGGAACAGGGUAGUAGUAGAUUUGUGUGCGGCCAGUUUGGUUGCGAUGCUGAGUGGUCCUACGCGGAGGUCCGUAAGAUGGCUCUGCUGACCCCUCAAGAGAUGAAGCACUUUGACAAAGCACUGGCCCUCAAUGCUGGACAAAGAAAAGUGUUUCACUUUUGUUUUUCUCCAUCUGCUACUUCACAAUGUCCUGAAUGCAAGACCCCAGCUGCAAGACAGAGUGAAAAUAAUCUUUGUGUCCCCUGUCAAGUCUGCACAGCAAAGAAUGGACACACCUAUGAGUUCUGCUGGCAGUGUCUGAGGGAGUGGAAAGGUCCAAAGCCUUGCUCAGAGCGCUGUGAAAACAUCGGCUGUUGCAACUCAGCGUUGGAAACACUGAUAACCUGCCCAGAUAUCAUCUUUGAGUCUGUGGUGGGAGUGAGAGGGUGUCCCUCUGUCCGAGCCUGUCCCACAUGUGGCUCACUGCUAGAGCAUAAACGAAGCCACUGUAAACACAUUAGGUGUCCUCGAUGCAGGCUUGGCUUCUGUUUUGUGUGUUUGAAGGCUUCUGCUGAAUGUUUAAAAACAAGUAGUUAUUUUGAAGCAUGCUCCUGUGGUGUCGCUCCCAGACAGACCUCUGUACCUGUGUGGAAAAAUAAAAUAAAUCUUCACUAA